AACGACGGCCUCCUGACCAUCCUCUUCUCGGAAGUCCGGAGCGAAGCCGUGCAGGGGUGAGAACGCCAGUCCUCCCUCCUCUCCGGUUCCGUCGCCCAUGCCCCUUACUAGACGCCCCUUACUAGACAUCUCGGCAUCCCGGACAAGAGAAGUUUACUAGAAUCUAGAUCAUUCGCCCACCUGACGUCGCGCCGUGUGUAUAUAUAAGGCAGAGACACCCGUUCUCGCCAGUGUUUUAUUCUUUGUGUGAAAGAGCUUGAAGAAGGCGAGCGAGUGGAACACAUACGGCGUCGAAAUGCUCAAUUCGCAGGAGAGUGACAUGUUCACUAGAAUGCUUUUGUGGAUGAUGACUAUGAUGGUGGCGGGCGCGACGGGCUUCUCCAAUGUGGCCGGGCCCCCCGUGCAUGAGGAUCUUCUGCCCGGUGGCGUCCAGCAGGUCUCGGUGCUGAACGUUCGCUCGCUACUGGACCUUCCUUUCUUCAGCUCCCCAGAUUCCCAGGUAUUCCUGGUUCAUCCGGCGGGUUUCGCAUCCCGGGACUCGAACCAGCGCCCGUCGGCCUCCCCUUCCAGCCGUGCUUCUUCGUCUCACAUCACCCCGGCUGUGCUCGUGGCAUCUAAUGUACCAUCGCAUGUGUCAUCUGGGGCGCAGCCUCGUGUAUCGUCUGCAAUGUUGCCAAACAUGUUAUCUGAUAUAUCAUCUAAUCCGAUAAUCGACGAGACAGUAGAUCCUUCCAUUGUCCUGCGAAAUCAACCUCGAGCACCUGUACCAAAUACCUUAACCCCAAUACCUGUCAUUCCCGAGACCCUGACCCACACAACUCCCCGGCCCUCAAUCGACACAUCUAGCUUGAGUUCGACCGCAGUUGCCAUUCCUCAGCCUUCAAUUCCCGUAUCCGAAUCUCAGGCUCCGUCCACUACACCUCAUGCCUUACCUGCCACGUCACAGUCCACAUUGGCAUCCCUCUCCUCACAAAUCGCAAACUCUAUUCCUCAGCAUCAGUCGUCGGCAUCCGACGCCUCUAUCUCCACGUCUUUUGACGUUCCACUAACUCCCCAAUUACCAGCAUCUUCUUUACCCCCAUCUGUCCCAGAACAUAGCACAUCUCAUCAACAAAAUGAUGUCUCGCUUAACCCACCUACCGAAGCCCAGCUGGCACUUCCAGGCAGCUCAGUUCCCUCUCUUGUUGAUCCCCUCGCUCAAGAAAAGGAAUUUAUUCACCAGCCUGUAAUACCCACUCCCCAUCUUCUCCCUUCAACUUCCCUCCCCCCUCUGCCUUCUCAGUCAUCUCCUUUGCCAUCGUUGUCAGUAAAUACUGCAUCAUCUUCUCAGGUUUCUCAGUCUCAAGAACUCGCCUCCACACCGGCCAGCUCUGCUUUUCCAGCGGUCUCUAGUAACCGCAUCCUUCAAGUUGAUCAGGACCAGUCCGUUAACGCUUUGCCGUCGAGUACUUCGCUUCCGCUUUUCUUGGGGCAUCUCGAGAUCGCACAGACUCAGUCCUCAUUUUCUCCCUCCAUUACCCAACAGUCUCUGCCUCAGGAAACGUUUCUUGAUUCGCCUCCUGUGGCAUCCGCGGCUCCGCCUGUCUCCACAGUUACUGGUUCAGUGACGCCAACGAUUCUAGAUAACGAGAUAGCCACGAUGCCCGAAGGAUUAGCUGCAAGACAUCCAGUGCGCCUGAUCAUGCCAGGGGCUGAGGAGGUCACUGCGCGUCGUUUGGCAACACAAGCUCGCCGCGCCUCGAUGCAACGGUCAACCACUGUGGAAACCUCGUCCGCGACUUCCACUACCGUCGCGCAGAAAACCACACCUACAACUUUCUUUUCGUCCACUACUCCAGGAACGAUCCCGUCAUCAAGCACUACAUCAGUUACCGCAACACCUGCGUCGGCACCCACAACGCCACCUUCUGUAGCCUUUACACCAUCAACGGUAGGCACACCACAGGCUCCUCCGGAUACUCCCCAGACGGCACCGCCGAGCACGGGUAGAAUUACUUCCCUGGACCCUCUGACGUCACUUUUCCUCAGCGUAUCCAGAUCAGCUGUGCAAAAUGUUGAAUCUGCUGCUUUCUCCCAUUUCCACGACCAACGCCCCGCCGCACCACCCGUGACACAAGGCACGCCCGAAGUCCCUUAGGAAGGCAAUACAUUGCAAUUACGUGUCUUUGCGUGCUGAUAAGGGGCAUUUGUGAUAUGAUAGGCACAUAGCAUUCAUGGCAAAGGCGACUUGAUGUGAGUGUAUGUAACCAUCAGGAACAUGGAUCACAUUUUUUGCAACAAAUAAGCUACACUUUUAGCAGGUUUUGAUCCCCGUCCACACGAGCGACCAGUGACCGCCCGGAAAGCAGCCUCACUUGAUGGUGACUUCAAAAAAAUUGAUGUUUGACUCAAGCUGCAGAGGAAAUAGACAGGUGGCUACAUCAUGUUGCACAAGGUUACCGUGACAGUUCUAUAAAACUAGAUUCCUUUUCAGGCAGAUACUUCUUGGAAUUUCACCAGAAGUUAUUAUAAUAGAUUCAUUACUGUGAAAGGUGCCUGCUGGUGUGAAUGACUUGUCACUGAGAGGCCCGAUAUAUGGGCACGAACUCAGGAAUGAUGCAAGCAUGCAAACAAAUUACACUACUUUGAAAUACUGUAUAUAACUCUGAAGUGCCUUAUUUCAGUAAAUCUGUUGACAAAAUUCGAGGUGUUGAUUAUGGAAAAAAAUCACUACCUGAACCAACAUUUUCACAGAAGAGAAUGUACGAUGUUUCCAAAAAAUACAAUUAAAAUCACGAAAGUGUUCUGGAUUUAUGUUAUUUCAUGAAUAGGGAUCCAUAUGAAAUCCUUAUAAAAUCAGCUACUUUAGAUAGAAUAAAUCAGUUAUUUAAGUAGUUUGUUAGGAUUCUGAAAGUAUUAUAGGGCAUAGUGCUCACUUCAUGAACAUUUCAUUACUCUAUAUUACAUA
Penaeus monodon (black tiger shrimp) is the source of this 2947-nucleotide messenger RNA. RefSeq names its product mucin-5AC-like. Bases 296 to 2137 code for a protein of 613 amino acids. NCBI's taxonomy places the organism in Eukaryota, Metazoa, Arthropoda, Malacostraca, Decapoda, Penaeidae. The record is from RefSeq and is a predicted model, not a curated record. The transcript is spliced from 3 exons.